Molecule: messenger RNA, 4233 nt
Organism: Hydatigera taeniaeformis
Lineage: Eukaryota; Metazoa; Platyhelminthes; Cestoda; Cyclophyllidea; Taeniidae
Source: the annotation of a GenBank genome assembly
AUGUCGGGUAUUUUCGAUGAUGACGAGAUGACACCCUUUCUCAUCGCCAAGCCUCCCGACGAGGAGAAUAUUGGAGCGAUGGACUCACAAUUGGACGUGAAUCAUGGAAUUGCUCUUCAACACAUCGAUGAAUUGUGUUUGGAGGGCAAAAUUACCGCCACCGAGACAGCCAUGUACAAAGCUCGAUACAUUAAACUUCAUGGUGCCCUCAAAAGGUCACGGGACAGUGUGAACAAGCUUCAUGUCCUAAUGAAGUACUGCCAUUCCGAAUUGGAGCGACAAGAAUUGGAAUUGUCGAAAAUGGAACAGUUCCCCGAGAACGCCGUCACCGAGCCGUUGAUGUUGCGUGCACAGAUAAUUAACACGUAUAAUUGUGCUAUGGAGACUGAGGAGCGUGUAGAGACUCUCUCCUAUGAAGAAACAUUGCUGAGGGAGGAGAGAAAACUCCUUAAACGCGACUUCUCCCGUUUUCCCAUGUCUGAGUUGGAGGCGCUUGGAGAGGACAUCGACAUCUUUGCUGAAAUGGAGAGGCGAUAUAAGUCAUUGCAGACGCAAUAUCAGGAGACCUUUAUGGAGAUUGACAUGAUGCGACUGGAGAACAAACGGAGUCGUGAACAACUACGCGUCUCUAAAGAAUUCCUCGAUGAUAUUCGCUUGGAGCAUACAGAGUCUCAACUCCGACUAAACAGAGUGAAAGCGGAUUGCGUUUUGGCGACUGCCCUACCAGGUCAGUACAUCAAGGAGACAGAAAAGGCCCGGAAGUAUAAAUCGGACUUUGAGAAAAAGAUUAAAAGUUUGGAUGCCCAGUACUCCACUUUGGUCGGGCAGAUGGAGAAGUUGGAGAGUGAAUUAAAAUCAGUCACCGCAAACAAUGAAAAUUGUAGACUUGAAAUUGCAAAAAACAAAGAAAAGGUUGAAUUAAACAAGGAGCAAACGGAGGAUUUGAUUCGCAGCUUUGCCAGUUGGCAGGACUUGGAAAUGGUCUCGCGUACUGAAAAAGCCAAGUUAGCCCAACGAUAUGAGACCUUCCUCUCGGAGAAGAGGGAGUACCAACAGGAGCAAAGUAAAUUGAAAUGGGAAAAAGAUAGCAGUGUUAAGCAAAUGAAGAAGGCUCAAGCUCAAAUGGAUACCUAUAAUGCAUCGGUAGCCUUUGAAAAAAUUCGAGCUCGACUAGCAGUCACGCCAAAGUAUGACAAUACGCUUGUCAAACGAAAGGAGAAGUUAAACGAAUACCUUCGAAAUCUGCAUUCCGUAAUCGCUGACGAGGAGAAACGAAUGGCAGCAGAGUAUGUGCAUAUAAAUCAAGCUGUGGUUCUGUCUGAACGUCGAUUGUCUCUGUUGGAGAGAAGUAGGGCGGAGAAUUUGGAACUGCUUCAUUUGGCCACCUCCCUAUCAGAGGAGUUGGCACGUGCAGUGUGUGAAUUCAAUGGAGCCUUCCGCAAGCAUUCGCGCCUUGCUGAAGACUGCCAGAUCAAGCUGCGCCUCAUCGAACGUCAGUUGGAUGAAUUGCAAACACUUGAGACGCGAUUGAAUGAUGUCUCCAACCUCUACAUGGAUGUAAAAAAGGAGAGGAACAACUGUGUUAGUCUCCUCCAAGCGGCUAUUCAAGUCGCCUCAGCAACUCGUGAACGCCUGAGGCAAAAGGGCAACGAGGCGGAAAUACUUCUGACUGCAGCACAGCGAAGUGAAGCCCAAUUAGCAAACGUGAGAUCAACAACUGUCCGACUGGUGGCUCAGAGGGAUCACAAACGUCACGAUCUCUGCAAGGUGGCUGCUGCAGUGGCCGUGCAGAAUGCCAAACGCGAACAACUGCGAUUGAAGUUGAACCGACUGACUCUGAUGCACAAUCAGGCUGAGGCUAGUAGCAUUGCGCUUAAGAAGGCCUGCGAAAGAAAUGCCAAACUAAGAAAUGAGCGAGCGAUACUACUCAUUGAGAGAAAUCAGGAGGUCUACCUCUUGCAGGAGAGAGAAAAGUAUCAAACAAUUGCUAUGGCAUCAGCCAAAAUGGAUCUAAGCGGAUUGGAAGCUGAGUAUCAGACAUCACAGCUCUACCUAAAGCAGAUCCAACACAUGAUUCACCUGUUGAGGGAACAGGUUCCCAAGAAGAUGCACAUGGAGGGCAGUGUCCACGGCCUCAUUCAGGAGUUGAUUGGAAUUCGAGCUCACAAGGCGCAACUGCUAGCGUGGUUUGAGGACCCCGAUCGUCCAGGGCGUCUACGGCUGCUUGGUGGAGUGGACCCCAGCCAAUCGGAGCUGUGGAUUAUCCUUGGCCGACUGGAGAAGCGUCUAGCAGCAAAAGAGGAGGAUCUAGCCGAGAAGAAUCUGACCUAUGAAGCGAUUGGUCGACUUGUUGAUGCUCUUCGUGUCAAGACGGAUGCCAACAAAGAUGACACAUUCCGCAUGGCAAUGAGGGUAAAUGGCAUUCAAUUGAAACUCAUCAAAUUACGCAAAAAAUUGGAGACCAAGUAUGCCGAGCUAAUCAUCAGCAACUUUGAGCACAGAAAAUUGCAAGACGAAGUCAGGAAUAGGGAACGAUACCUGGAUGUUUGCAUGAUUCGCACAUUAAGCGAGAUGGCGCCAAGCAGAGAAAUUGCGCGAGAAUACCGACUGAACAAACGUCGACAGCGAAUUCGCAGAGAAUACAAGGCAGAGAAGGCACGGGGACAGAGAGAAAAAAGUGAUUCGCGUGAUCAACGAAAUGCGGACCCCCUAACAACGCCGACUUGGUGUUCAGAUCCGUCUCCCCCAUCUAGUAUUUCUCCUACCGCCGUAAAGUUGACACAACCAUGUGAGGAUGUUAUUGCGGAGACAUUGUCGAGAGCUCAAGAACCUCUUGACCCUUUAUCAACGCCGACGUGGAGCCUGGAUCUACCUUCCUCAUCAAGCACGCCCACAACUGUCAUAACUCCAUCAAAACUGCGUAAAAAGGUGACCGUGAUGAUCUCCCCUCCCACGGACAUUGAGUCCACUUUCAAGGUCACUGCUGCUGCUGCCGCUGCUAAAAGUGCCUCAGAAUCCCCAGAAGGCAGCCAGUCUGCCUCAUCAGAUGUCUACUUCGAAAAGCCGUCAAAGCAAUCUCGGUUGUCAUCGCAUUCAGCAGACGUGGAGGACGCUACUUGGGAACCGAAUCCACGGAUCUUUCCAAAGAACUUUCGACGGUUAUCAUGUCGCACAUGCAAAAAGAAGUUUGUUCGAAAAAGCGCCUUCCAUUUGCAUCAAUACAGAGAGCACGGAUUGUUGCCUAUUGCCUGCGAAGAGGAGGGUUGUACGCAGCGUUUUGCAAACCUCUCUGAUCUCUUUAAACAUCGCGUUAUUCACGAUCCCGACUGUCGAUGCCCCUGUCCUCAGUGCGACCGCUUUUUUACCUCCACUCACGCUCUCAAGGCUAAUCUUUCAGGAACGAAUCGAAAUGUCUACGACGCUGAAAGCAACUUAUGGCUUAGAACGCAUAAUCGAAUGAUAUACAAGUGCGAGGAUUGCGGCCUCACAUUUCACCGGGUUACCGCGUUCACGCGUCACAGAAGGAAUCGUCAUCCCAAACUCAAAAAGCAGGUGAACCUCGAACCGGAAGUCUUGUCAAAGAAGCAAAUGGAGAGGAUGGAUGCUCAGUUGGCCAGUCUUCCUGUUAUUAUGCCGAAACCAUUGCCAAACAGUCGACCGGCGAAACUUCCUAUUCCACGUCUGCGCUCUUCCUCACGACCAAUUGAGAAGGCGUCUGCACCAUCUUGUGUGCAUCCUGCUCCGACAUCACCAGGGUCGUUGAUCAACUCCUUCCCUGUAACUAGUUUUGUCCCCAUUUACUGCUCACAGGCUCCUACUGUCAGCGAUAAUGGUGUUGACCACCAGAUUUCUCCGCAAAUCUACGCAAUUUCCACCAAUGGGUAUUCACAGCCCACUUACGAAAAUUUCUAUCCUACAGGCUCCCCAUAUUGCGUAUCCCCUCCUGAGCAAGAGGUGGAUAUGAGCGACGGUAAUAACGCCUUCCCAGUUGACCUAAACACUAAUUUCACAAUGCCCCCUGCGGAGAUCGUUGAUCUCAACACCUAUCCAGAAAUCUCCGCUGAAGUUGCCGGUCUCCCGGACUUCAGUUGGUCCACCUCGAAUUCUUACUCUGCAGAGAAUAGUCAAAAUUGGCUUCAGCCUAUCUCACUGUUUACGGACAAUCAGCAGGAGACUGAAAUGAUUCAUGUGGUUGGGGAAGCGUUUCAAGGCGAUCCCGCGAUAAAUCUUUGA